CUUCUCUUCUCUCUCUCAAAGUUGAAAAAAAAAUGUUAUCUUCAUUACAAGGAUGUAAUGGUUUUUUGCAACUUGUUGAUCAUCAGAGAAAAAAUAAUAAUGUUGAUGAUGGAAAAUCAAAGAAAAAUAAAUCCAAAGAUGCAGCUGUAACACAUGCCAUGGCUGAACGUAAACGUAGAGAAAGAAUCAAUUCUCAUCUUCAUACUCUCAAGAAACUCUUUCCUUAUCUCCCUAAAAAGGACAAGCCAAGAGUGUUAACAGAGGCAGUCACUCAACUAAAGGAACUAAGGAAGAAUGUUGCACAACAACUAGAGUUGUCAUCUUUAUUUAUACCUAGUGAAAAUGAUGUAGUUAUUAUAACUUAUUGUGACAAUAUUAAUGAAGAACGAACCGUUAAAAUUACGAUUUGUUGCGAGGACAGACCGGGAUUGAACCGGGAUUUAUCAUCCGCAAUUAUUUCGGUUCAAGGGCGGGUGAUCAAGGCGGAGAUGGCCACGGUCGGGGGGCGGACCAAGGCGGAGUUGGUGGUGGUGUUGGGCAAAGCAAAUGGAGGAGAAAAAGAUGUUGGACAACUUAAACGGGCUUUAAAGGCCAUUGUGGAAAAUAGGGCUUUGGGCUUUGGAAGUUCUGUGAUAUUGGGCCGAAGAUUUGGGUGAUGAUAAAUGGACUUGAGUUUUGUGAUGGUAUAAAUGGGCCUUAACAAUGAUUUUAAGUGUGAAUAGCUAAGUUGGCUAUUAUAUAGUAGGUGUAUAUUAUGUAUAUACACUUUAAGUCUUGG
This is a messenger RNA of Solanum dulcamara, 778 nucleotides long. Its product is annotated as putative transcription factor bHLH107. The coding region runs from base 33 to 656 and encodes 207 amino acids. NCBI's taxonomy places the organism in Eukaryota, Viridiplantae, Streptophyta, Magnoliopsida, Solanales, Solanaceae. The record is from RefSeq and is a predicted model, not a curated record. Gene Ontology annotation, biological process: regulation of DNA-templated transcription. Gene Ontology annotation, molecular function: protein dimerization activity; DNA-binding transcription factor activity. The transcript has 2 exons.